Molecule: messenger RNA, 1551 nt
Organism: Paraglomus occultum
Lineage: Eukaryota; Fungi; Glomeromycota; Glomeromycetes; Paraglomerales; Paraglomeraceae
Source: the annotation of a GenBank genome assembly
AUGGCCAACGAAACAAGUCUUGGAUGGAUCACAUCAUUGACACUCGAUUUCCCCACGCAAAAUAUUCGCAAGACAUCCAUCAUUUGCACUAUUGGUCCUGCGACCAAUACUGUGGAAAAAUUAGUAAAAUUACGGAGCGCGGGAAUGAAUAUUGUCAGACUAAAUUUCUCGCAUGGAUCUCAUGAGUAUCAUAAAUCGGUAAUCGAUAAUGUCCGAAAGAGUUAUGCCUUGCAUCACGGACGACCAGUUGCUAUCGCUCUCGAUACGGUAAUCUACAAUGCAAAUACUCUGUGUAAAGGUCCAGAAAUACGAACGGGUAUUAUGAAAGACAAUGUCGAGCUUCCGAUAGAGGCGGGUCACAUAAUGAACAUUACCGUCGAUGACAAAUAUGCCAAUUGUUGUGACCUCGACAUGCUUUACGUCGACUACAAGAAUCUUUCCAAAGUUAUCGAAGUUGGGAAAGUAAUUUACGUCGACGAUGGUAUCCUAUCUUUUAAAGUGCUCGAAGUCCAUGAUGACCAUUUGAAAGUACAAGCGUUAAAUUCUGGCACUCUAAGCAGUAAGAAAGGGGUUAACCUACCACAAACAGACGUUGAUCUUCCUGCGAUAUCUGAGAAAGAUAAAGGAGACUUGAAAUUUGGAGUUGAGAAUAACGUGGAUAUGAUAUUCGCGUCGUUCAUACGUAGCGCCAAUGAUGUCAAGGCAGUCAGAGCUGUUCUUGGAGAAGAGGGAAAAUCUAUCAAGGUUAUUGCUAAGAUAGAGAAUUAUCAAGGCGUUAACAAUUUCGAUGAGAUUUUGCAAGAGGCUGAUGGAAUCAUGGUUGCAAGAGGUGAUUUGGGGAUUGAGAUUCCAGCAUCGCAGGUGUUUGUUGCUCAAAAGAUGAUGAUUGCUAAAUGCAACCUUGCCGGGAAGCCUGUUAUAUGCGCCACACAGAUGUUAGAGUCUAUGACGUAUAAUCCUCGACCGACGCGCGCAGAAGUAAGCGAUGUUGCAAACGCGGUUCUCGAUGGUGCAGACUGUGUUAUGUUAUCUGGUGAAACGGCCAAAGGGACCUAUCCUAUCAAAGCUGUGGAGAUGAUGCACGAGACAUGCGUGAGGGCUGAAUCAGUGAUCUUUUAUCCAACACUGUUCAAUCAACUGCGAGCUCUAACCGUCACGCCAACACAAAUACCAGAAACAGUAGCUUCGUCUGCUGUAUCUGCAGCUCACGAGCAGCAGGCUGGAUGCAUUCUUGUGUUGUCGACUUCUGGCACUACCGCUCGGUUUAUUUCUAAAUACAAGCCAAAAUGUCCAAUUAUUACGGUGACGAGAAAUGAACAGACGGCCAGACAAAUCCAUUUAUGUAGAGGAUGUUAUCCAUUUAUUUAUGAUCAGCCUCGUAAAGAUGACUGGCAAGAAGAUGUCGAAAGUCGAAUAAUGUGGGGAAUGUCACAAGCCGUGCAACUUGGAGUUCUUCAUGCGGGAGAUACCGUAAUUGCUAUCCAGGGAUGGAAAGGAGGUCUCGGAAAUACAAAUACUAUGCGAAUCUUAAAGGCGCCCGAAACUGACUGA